AAAAUGGCGGUUGAUUUGAACUUUACGAGUCUCUUCUCGUAAUACUCGUCUUUCACUCCACAUUUUCGAUCAAACUAUUUAGCUAUGGGGCCUUUUCUUAAACUCUGACGUUUCUUUGAACUAAAACUACCUCYAUGAUGAGUUUCAGUGCGUCUGAGCCCUUCAAAGCUACGAAAAUUUGGAACGAUCUUGUUGAAAACUUGAAGUCGAACUUGGAACCAAGGAAAAGAAGAUGGAAACUACAAACGUUUGAGAACUGUUUUAAAGGAAGUGAGGUCGUAGAAGAGCUACAAAACUACGUGCUUAACCAUCCUGAACUCGUGAGUGAUCCGUCUAAAGUCCAAGUGAAGUCUCUUGGUCAGUUUUUACUGGAGUCUCGCAUCAUCGAAAGCGUUAUUACUUUGAACGUUAACAACGAAGGGAAAAAGGAAUCGUUCGAGCGAAAUGGAAACCACUUGUACAGGUUUGUUGAAAACCAAGAACGAACUGUAGAAUCAAAUAAGAAUUGUGAAAAAACGGAAAAGAAGAAGAAAAGGCUGAGUCUUGAUAGGUGGAAUGUGCAUAAGCGAUCUUCGAAGAGAAGGUCGGUUGCUACGUUUUCAAACACUGAAGAACUUGAUUCAUCAUCGAAGGAAAAUAUGGCCGAUAAUGAUCAGAAUGAUAAGGAAGCUAGGCGUAAAAGGAGGAAGAGUUUUGGAGGUUCAAGUGGCUUUAAAGGAGGRGAUUAUCUAAAUGCGUUAGUAGAGACACCGAGGAAGAUAAGACGAAGGAGCUUUACUAACCAUAACAAGAAGUCAAAGGUUGUUUCACAAGUAGAAGAAAUUSUUUAUCCACCAAAUAUCUACAGGAACAUCUGGCUUGAGGUAACUUUGUCCAGUUUACUCAAGUUAGUAGAUGUAUUCUACCUUGAAGAUAUUCUUAUUCCAUCUGACUCARAUCACUUCUUAGGUGAGAUAGAAUUAGCUAAUAAUCCUUACGACAGACUYGUAAAGUCUUUAAAUGAUUCCUCUUCAAGUAUGGAUUCAUCUUGUGAACUGAGAGGUGGAAGGCGAGGACGGGACAGCAUUUGGAAACAAGCUGCCAUAGAAUGUUUUAAUGCAUUGCAAGAUUAUCCCUUAGCACAAGAAUCAGGGUUUGAGUUCCAUAACAAGGUGGUUAUCACAGAAGCAGGGAUUUCAAAUUCCUUGGCUAAAUUCUAUAGAUCAUUGACUGAUUCACUUAUUCCGGCAAAGUUUGUUAGUCUUCUYGAAGGAAUUAUGCAGCUCAUGAAGACGAGAAAGAAAGUUGUGAUCAAUGCACUGAGGCUGUUGAUUCUGUUGAUKCCUGAGGACAGGAAAGAGCAUUUGAAAAGGCUGCUCAAUUUCUUUCAAAAGAGUUUGAUCUCCCAAGCCAGAAUAUCAGCAGAACAAAGGAAGAAAUAUUUGUGUAGGAUUUUUGCAAAUGGAAUGCUUCCAUCAUCAGUUCAAGAUCAUGAGAUGACAGAGUCACUUCUAUUAGUGAUGAUGUCAGAACAUGAAAAGCUGUUUCACGUUACAUCAAACAUCAAACUAGAAGUCAAYCGUCACCUGCUAUCAUUUCAACAAGGCGUAGAUAAUCCUAUCACAGCAGUAUCAGCCUGCAGAAGAGUGUCUCUCAUCAAAUAUGAGCAACAGAAAGAAAACAUGACGAAAGAAAGUUUGAAUAAUCUAAUGAACUGCAUUGUGGAUGACCUUACUAUGUCCGUCAAGACAAAGGAACGAUUGCUGAGAGAUUUUCAUAGACACCACCCAGAAGUAUUUGAAGUACAGUUUCCUGGAGGAGAAUUUUGAGGAAACCCCAAUAUUCAGUAAACAGAACCUUUAAAUUAAAAUAAGCUUUUUCUGCAUUCAAUGAACAUGAUGCAUUGUGGUCUAGCUUGGGUACAAACACACCAUAUAAGGCAUGAUGAAKAAAAGAUGUUUGUAUCCAAAUUUAGACCAAAAUUUAGACGCUUGACUGCAAAUCUAUCGCUAUGACUAUGAUUCGAGUUUCUUCAAGAUCAGAUAAGUCAAUACCGAUAAGCAUUAAGCAUUUGAAAUUCGGAGUCGGAAUCCUUAGAAAUGUUUAUGAAACCCAUUUGAUUGAUGUCCACCAAAACUCAAUUUUUCGUUUGUGAUUUAGGCCUCAGUUGGUCGUGUGUGACUGGGAAUCGCGGUAAAACUAUUUCAGAAACGUUUUGUGUUAGACUUGUAGUUUUUUUCUGACUGAUUAAAAAAUAUGUAGAUAGAAAAUCAAACAGCUGGUAAGAAUAUUUUGAUAAUGUUUCAUCAAAAUUGAAAUUGUUAAUGGUUAGUUUAUGAGUUACAAAUGCCUUCAACAAAGUUCAUGGUUUGAAAAUUAAUUUGAUGUCUUGUAAAUUAUUAAUAGAAUUUCUUCUCAAAGGGUUUGAUAUCUUUUUAGUAUCGAGGCUUUGCAUCAUCAAGUGAUGGCAACCAUAACAGAAGGCAAGAAUUAUUAUUGAAUCUGGUCUAGUUUGAUUUACAUGAGAAAGAAUUUAGUUUUCCAGGAGAGAAAAAACAUUGUUCCUGCCUCCUGUCAUGGCUGCCAUCACAUUAUAAUGCAUGGUCUCUAUUUGUGUGAGUCAAUAAUUGUUAUUUGUUGUUUGAAAAUAAUUAAGCCACAAAAUCCAAAUGAUCAGCAAAAUAUUUUAAAAUUUUUGAGUUUUUAAAUUUGAUUAUGGGCCUUGGUCAUGUGGCAGCCAUGUUGACUGGAACAAUAGUUUUUCCCAUACGUAGGGUUUGAUCUUUGCCGUUCGAAGCGUUAUGCACUUAUCAUUUGCUUCCCUGUGGGUCGACCCCCGGGGCACCCCCGGGGAAUUGUUUUUCGUGACAAACAAAAACUAUUCAAAGMCCCUGGGUAAAGGGCAUAACUUAAUUACGAAUAGUCCUUCCCUGGGGGCCGAAAUGUACACCCAAAACCGUAUUUAUUUUAUUUAACUAUAAUUAUAGCUGGYAUGUAAAUGGUAAAAAUUGGGAAAAACCUGAAUUUCUUCGAAUAUUAAUUCAUUGGACAUCUUUGAUGAACAGCAAAU
This is a messenger RNA of Actinia tenebrosa (Australian red waratah sea anemone), 3049 nucleotides long. Its product is annotated as DEP domain-containing protein 7. Gene Ontology annotation, biological process: intracellular signal transduction. The record is from RefSeq and is a predicted model, not a curated record. NCBI's taxonomy places the organism in Eukaryota, Metazoa, Cnidaria, Anthozoa, Actiniaria, Actiniidae.